ACAACUGGAAACACGUGAGCUGUGCUACUACUUCGUCGUCAGCUGAGACAGGCGACAUGGCGACUUCAGCGGGCUUCAAGGUUCUAUAUGAGCAUGAUGGAGUUUUUAUACACACCAACCCAGAAAGGAGUGAGGAGCAGGAUUCUCUCACUUCAGGAUCCCUGCGCGUCCUGGACCAGGAUGGAGACCUAGUGCUGGAAUAUAAACCCAUGGAAGAUGUCGACCACUCUGCCAUGCUGUGUGCUGCCAAGGAGUCUAGCUCCGUGUUUGAAUGGGGCCAGCGGCACCAGGGUCCGAGCCAAGACCCAGGAGACCACCCACCCAGGCAGGUGGAGCACCAGCUGAGCUGUGAGACUGCGUGGGACAUGGUUCACACUGUUCAGUUCAGGAAGAAACCCAGCAACAAUGGAACAGGUGCUCCUCCUAAACCCGCUCCCAUCCCAGAGAAGAGUAAGGGUUCCCGGCUGUUCUUCCAUCUCAGUGACCUGGCCUCGGUCAGGGUGAAGGAGGAGGGCUGGUCCUACCUGGUGUUCACCCUCAGAGACCGCAACAUGGGGGUGGAGCUGCCUGCCCUGCACUUUCACCAGGGAGGUAGUGAAGACUUCCUGGACUGUCUCAGGAAGUACAUGCUGCUGACAGAGUCUACCACAGAUGCCUCCCUCCUCCAGGUCAGCCCCCACAGCAGAGCUAUGUCCCAGUCCUUUGAGAACCUGCUAGAUGAUGCCACCUUCGGACUUAUUACGAGGUUUUCUCAGGACCCAGUCACCACUACGCUGGGUGGUUUCUCCAAGGUGACCAACUACCUGUUUGAUGCGUUCCGGGGUCCAGACACGGAGCUACUGCAGCAGAGGCCCGUCGGGGAGGUUGCUGACCUGCUGAAUGAGUCCAUACCAGGACUGGACAUCAACCAGCUGGAGGAACCAGGCUUUGAGGUUAUCACCAGGGUGAGUCAGAGUAGACACUGGGAAUGAACGU
This is a messenger RNA of Salvelinus namaycush (lake trout), 975 nucleotides long. RefSeq names its product TBC1 domain family member 15-like. The coding region runs from base 57 to 971 and encodes 304 amino acids. Lineage: Eukaryota; Metazoa; Chordata; Actinopteri; Salmoniformes; Salmonidae. The transcript has 7 exons. The record is from RefSeq and is a predicted model, not a curated record.